Messenger RNA from Cannabis sativa, 3747 nucleotides. RefSeq lists its product as uncharacterized. Gene Ontology annotation, molecular function: RNA-DNA hybrid ribonuclease activity; nucleic acid binding. Bases 1 to 3747 code for a protein of 1248 amino acids. The transcript has 4 exons. The record is from RefSeq and is a predicted model, not a curated record. NCBI's taxonomy places the organism in Eukaryota, Viridiplantae, Streptophyta, Magnoliopsida, Rosales, Cannabaceae.
AUGAGCUUUAUGAGUUGGAAUGCUCAAGGUUUGGGGGGUCCUCGAGCAUUCAAUCGUCUCUCCCAGUUGGUCAAGAAUCAUCGGCCAAAUGUUCUUUUUUUGAUGGAGACUAGGUUGAAGGCUCUUUUUGUUGAUAAGUUUAGGCAGACUUUAGGUUUUGUGUCUGGUUUUGAAGUCCCAAGACAGUAUUUUGGUGGGGGGCUUCUUCUUUUAUGGGGAGAUGAUGUUAAUAUUAAUGUCUUAAACUCUUCUUCUAAUCAUAUUGACUGUAUUGUAAAUAUUAAUGAUAAUAUAUGGCAUUUUACUUGCUUUUAUGGCUCUCAUGUUAGUUCUUUUAAGCAUGUUACUUGGAAAUUAUUGUGUGAUCUGUAUUCUAAUGCUCCUAAUCUCCCCUGGCUGGUCAUGGGGGACUUUAAUAGUUAUUUGUACAGUUCUGAUAAGAUAGGAAGUGAUAAUCUUGAUACUUCUUCUAUGUCUCUGUUUGCUGAUUUUUUGACUAACUUUAGUAUGUUUCCUGUUCAGUUUCUAGGAAAUAGGUACACUUGGUCAAAUAAAACCAUUUAUGAAAGAUUAGAUUGGGUAGUGGUGUCUGAUUCUUGGAGUGAUUUUUAUCCUAAUCAUAGUCUUCAGCAUCUAGGUUUUUAUGGGUCUGACCAUCGUGUUCUUAAGUUAAGUUUAGCUCCCACUAAUGCAAAUUAUACCACUCCUAGGACUAGGCGUUUCCGUUUUGAGAAUAAUUGGCUGGAGGAUCCCUCUUUUUAUAAUGUGGUCAAAAAUGCCUGGAGCAACUCUUUGGUCCCCUGUUCAACUCAAGGGAAUAAUAGCUCUCUUAUAGGGACAAUAAUCUCCACUUUAAAAACCAGAAUUCAACAUCUUACUCAUGAAAUUGAUAUGAUUCAGGAUAAGAUGUUUUUAAAUGAUGAGGAUAGGGCUCGUUUAGCUCGAUUACAAUCUUUGCUUGAUGCUCUGCUUUACAAAGAGGAGAUUUAUUGGAAACAGAGGGCUAGAGGGAGUGAUAUAGAGGCUGCUGCCUCUAUUUUUGAUUGUUUAGGCUCUGGGCUCACUGACCAGGAUGUGGAGAGUCUUUCUCAACCCUUUGUUGCUGAGGAAGUCAAGAGAGCUGUUUUUCAGCUUUCUGGGGACAAGGCUGUAGGGUUAGAUGGUCUUAAUGCCUUUUUCUAUCAGAAAGACUGGUCUGUUUUGGGUAAUGAUUUUACUGCAGCUGUUUUGGACUGUCUCAACAAGGUCAUCUCAAAAGUUUUGGCCAAUCGUUUAAAACGUGUUCUUGACAGUGUAAUUUCCCCUUUUCAGAGUGCUUUUGUUUCUGGUCGUGUUAUUUAUGAUAAUAUUAUUCUUGCUAAUGAGUUAGUUCAUAAUAUAACUAAUAGGAAAGUAGGAAAAAGGGGUUGGGCUGCACUUAAGCUUGAUAUGGUUAAGGCUUUUGACAGGGUUGAAUGGGAAUUUCUAAGGAAUGUUAUGUUUCAUCUUAACUUCCCUGUCCAUUUUGUUUCUCUUAUCUUUAAGUGUUUAUCUUCUGCUGCUAUUUCUUUUUCUGUCAAUGGUGUUAUUAGUGAGCCUAUCAAGCCCAUUAAGGGUUUACGUCAAGGGGAUCCUUUGUCACCUUAUUUGUUCAUUCUCUGUUCUGAGGGUCUUUCUGCUAUUCUUAGCAAUUAUCAGCGUCGAGGCCUCCUCAGAGGCCUUGCAAUUGCUAGGAAUGCCCCUUCUAUUUCUCAUCUUUUGUUUGCGGAUGAUAGCAUACUUUUUUGUUCUGCUGAUCCCACUUCUUGUGCUGCCCUUAAUCAAGCCCUUACUCUUUACUCUAAAGCUUCUGGGCAAAUGAUAAAUUUUGGCAAGUCUUCUAUUUUAUUUUCCCCCAAUACUCAUUCUGGGAUUAAAGAUCUCUUUUUUAGUACUUUUCAUUUGGAGGAUAGGCCGUUUAUCACCAAAUAUUUAGGUUUGCCUCAAUGUCUGUCUAGAUCUAAAUAUCCAGCUUUUUCCUUUCUUAAAGAUCGAAUCUCCAACAUUAUUCAUUCCUGGCAUCACAAAUGGUUUCCGAGGGCAGGAAAGGAAACACUUAUUAAAGCUGUUCUCCAAGCCAUUCCUACCUAUGCCAUGUCCUGUUUUAGAUUACCAACUAAACUUUGUAAGGAAAUUGAGUCCCUAAUUUCAAAAUUCUGGUGGGGUUCCUCGGGGGAUAAUUCGAAACUUCAUUGGAAAAGUUGGGGAACUGUUUGUCAAUCUAAGUUUGUUGGGGGGUUGGGUUUUAGAUCUUUUGUUCACUUUAAUCAGGAAAUGCUUGCUAAACAAGCCUGGCGGGUUCUAAUGUGUCCUCACUCUUUGCUUAGUCAAACUCUAAAAGCUAGGUAUUUUCCUCAUUCUUCAGUCCUUGAGGUAGGCCCUGGUUUUAAUCCUUCUUAUUCCUGGCGUAGUCUCCUUUGGGGGCGUGAUCUAAUGAAGAGAGGGUUAAUUUGGAAAGUUGGUGAUGACUCAAAUAUUCAUGCGAUUCAGGAUCACUGGAUCCCUGGGCUUCGUUAUAAGUUUUAUGCCUCCCCUCCUCCUCCUAACUCAACUCUUUCUUAUUUUCUCUCCCCAUCGGGUGCUUGGAAUUUAGAUAGGCUUAACCAGCAUUUUGACUCCUCCACGGUAACUCAUAUCCUUAAUGUUCCAAUUUCUGGCACAUGUGGAUCUGAUAAUCUCAUCUGGGGUCAAGAAUCUUCAGGGAUUUUGAGUGUAAAGAGUGCUUAUCACCUUGCCUUGACCAACCGUAGUAUAGCUUCGGGUUCUUCUUUUCAUAAUACCAAGCGGUUUUGGACUACAGUUUGGUCUUCAAAUGUUCCCCCUAUAGUUAAACACUUGAUUUGGCGAGUCUUGUCCCACUCAAUUCCUGUUGCUUCCUCUUUAUUUUUUCGACACAUAAUUCCAUCUCCUGUCUGCCCGAUCUGUUAUCAAACCACGGAGACAGUGAAAUAUGCCAUCUUGGAUUGUAAGUAUGCUAGGAAAGCCUGGAAAAAUUCAAGUUUCAUUAGUUUUUAUACUACUAAUUUAUCUAGUUCCAUGGAUAAUUUUUUUGUUGCUGCCUUUGAAACUUUUGAUUCUCAUCAGAUUGCUAUACUCUUUUGUUUUGUUUGGGCAAUUUGGAAUUAUAGCAAUAAAGUGUUUCAUAAUCACAAAAGGCCUUGGCCACAAGAUGUUUUUCAAUCUGCUUGUAAUUUUUUGGAUGAAUUUCAGUUAGCUCGUGCCAAGAACUUCAAGCAGGAGACUGCAACUUCAGAGGGUCAAGAUCUAAUCCCUAUCCCGGUUGUAGGAACCUGGCAGGUUAACACUGAUGCAUCUAUUGAUGUGGCCUCUCAAAAGACUAGUUUAGCUUCAAUUGUCACGGAUGAGUGUGGGAUCAUUAAAGCAGGGUUUAUGCUCCCAUUGCAAGGAGUGCUACCUCCGGAUGUUGCUGAGGCAAAAGCCAUUUUGGCUGCGAUUCAAUGGUUACAAGCUACUAAGCUGCCAGUUUCUAUCCUUCUUUCAGACUGUAAAGUAGUAGUGGACAAAAUUAAUAAUGGUUUUUGUAAUAAUUCUGUUUUAAGUGAUGUAAUUAAUUGUACAAAAGCCUUGCUACCUCAAAGCCCUGGACUCGUUGUUAAGCAUGUUCAUAGGAGUCAUAACAUGUUAGCUCAUGAUCAUGCUACAAUCGGUCUCAGGCUUUUUAGCGAGUGCGUCUGGAAUGGUUGUUUGCCUUCCAGUUAUACCUGUUGA